CGGCUCCUAGCGCAGCGCCGACGCUCAUCUCCCUCGCAGCGCCGCUUCCCUCACUCGCGCUCAGGCUCGGUCCCAAGGAUCGGAUCUUCCGCGCGUCGGCGGCUCCCCCUCGGCGGCGUCCAACGACGGAGGGGCAGUCCCAGGCUCCGCGGCGGCGUCGGCGGCUCCCCCCACCUUCUGUCGCCAGUCGCCUCGCGCCCUCGCCUGCGUCCUCCGCGCACCGGCUGACGACCCUGCUUUAGAUGAUUCCACUGGUACAGCGGGUGUGAAGUUCUCAAGGGCACAGGGUUUUCAUUGUAGCCAAUGGAGUGUUCCAAUUCAACUAGUUCCCAAGGGCAUCAUGUAAAUGGAAAGCGGAAUCAAGUGCAAACCAUUGAUCCUCCUGGUCCUACUCCUACCAUUGUUGAAAUGGGACCAAGGCACUGCCCAUUGACUUUCGUGAGAAGAUCCCGUGGAGUAUUGUGUUUGGUGAUCAUGAUAUUAACAGCAUUUCUGAUGAUGGUUUACCUGUCCCCUGUAACUACUUUCCUUGUGCGGUUGUUCAGCGUGCAUUACAGCAGAAAGUCUACAUGCUUCCUGUUUGGGAUGUGGUUAGCCAUGUGGCCUUUUUUGUUUGAGAAGAUUAACAAGACCAGGUUUAUUUUCUCUGGUGAAAGUGUGCCAGCAAAUGAGCGAGUGCUGUUAUUUGCUAACCACAGGACUGAGGUUGACUGGAUGUACUUGUGGGAUUUUGCAUUGAGGAAAGGCCGCUUGCAGUGCAUCAAGUAUAUCCUUAAGAAAAGCUUGAUGAAGUUACCUGUUUUCAACUGGGCAUUUCACAUUAUUGAGUUUAUUCCGGUAGAGAGGAAGUGGGAGAUUGAUGAAGCAAUAAUCCGAAGCAGGCUUUCCGAAUUGAAGAACCCAAAGGAUCCCCUUUGGUUAGCGGUUUUCCCAGAAGGCACUGACUAUACUGAGAAGAAGUGUGUCAAAAGUCAAGAAUAUGCAGCAGAGCAUGGUUUGCCUGUUCUGAAGAACGUACUCCUUCCCAAGACAAAGGGUUUCAAUUGCUGUUUGCAAGUGCUGCGGAGUACCAUAGAUGCUGUUUAUGACAUCACAAUCGCUUACAAACAUCGACCGCCGACUUUUCUGGACAACGUUUAUGGCAUUGGUCCUUCCGAAGUCCACAUCCACAUCAACAGUAUCCAAGUUUCCGACAUACCAACAUCUGAAGACGAAGUAGCUGACUGGUUGAUAGAGCGAUUCAGGCUGAAGGACGAGCUGCUGUCCAAGUUCUCCACGCUAGGCCACUUCCCCAACGAAGGAACUGAAGGGGAUCUGUCAACAACCAAGUGCCUUGCAAAUUUUGUGGCGGUAGUUACUGUCACCGGCUUUCUCAUGUACCUAACCCUGUUUUCGUCCGUAUGGUUCAAAGUUUUCGUAGCGUUUAGCUGUUCUUUCCUUACGCUCGCUACCUGCUACUCUAUACAUCUGCCCCAGAUGAUAGAUUCAGGUUCCUCUGAGAGUAUCCAUGCGAAGGAAGCUUGAGGUGUAACGUGUACGUUGUGACUGAGAGCUGUAUAUCAGCAGAGAAUUAGUACUGCCUUGGCGCAGUUUUGUAUCACCACGUUGCUGUGUAUGUCCAUAUAUGUGUUGUUACCUCCAUCUUUGUCUGGUUCAAGCAAUUGGGAGUAUUCCUUGCC
Sorghum bicolor (sorghum) is the source of this 1679-nucleotide messenger RNA. RefSeq names its product probable 1-acyl-sn-glycerol-3-phosphate acyltransferase 5. Bases 304 to 1524 code for a protein of 406 amino acids. The record is from RefSeq and is a predicted model, not a curated record. Gene Ontology annotation, molecular function: acyltransferase activity. Gene Ontology annotation, cellular component: endomembrane system. The transcript is spliced from 4 exons. Lineage: Eukaryota; Viridiplantae; Streptophyta; Magnoliopsida; Poales; Poaceae.